Molecule: messenger RNA, 1515 nt
Organism: Mesitornis unicolor (brown roatelo)
Lineage: Eukaryota; Metazoa; Chordata; Aves; Mesitornithiformes; Mesitornithidae
Product: betaine--homocysteine S-methyltransferase 1
Exons: 8
Coding region: 1-1326 (441 amino acids)
Molecular function (GO): betaine-homocysteine S-methyltransferase activity; zinc ion binding
Source: RefSeq, a predicted model, not a curated record
AUGCUGGGGCGGGCCGUGGCGACCAGCGGCCUCUCCUGCCGCCUCGGAGUCCUGCCUGGAAAUUCUCUUGGGGGGCUGCUGCUAAACUGGCACAACCUGCGAGCCGUGCUUCUUAAGCUGCUAGUAAGGUAUUCAGUAUUUCUGCAGGGUAUUCUAGAGCGCUUAGAUGCUGGAGAAAUUGUGAUUGGAGAUGGAGGAUUUGUCUUUGCUCUUGAAAAGAGAGGAUACGUAAAAGCUGGGCCUUGGACUCCUGAAGCAACAGUAGAACACCCAGAAGCAGUUCGUCAGCUUCACCGGGAAUUCCUUAGAGCUGGAUCCAAUGUUCUGCAGACAUUCACCUUUUAUGCCAGUGAGGACAAACUAGAGAACAGGGGCAAUUAUGUAGCUGAGAAAAUAAGUUGCCAGAAAGUGAAUGAAGCUGCUUGUGACAUUGCAAGAGAAGUGGCUAAUGAUGGUGAUGCUUUAGUGGCUGGAGGAGUCAGUCAAACACCAUCAUACUUGAGCUGCAAGGAUAAAGCAGAGGUUAAAGCAGUCUUUCAAAAGCAACUGGAUAUCUUUAUGAAGAAGAAUGUGGACUUCCUAAUUGCAGAGUAUUUUGAACAUGUUGAAGAGGCUGUCUGGGCAGUUGAAGUUCUGAAAGAAUCUGGGAAGCCAGUUGCAGCUACAAUGUGCAUUGGUCCAGAAGGAGACAUGCAUGGUGUACCCCCUGGAGAGUGUGCUGUACAACUGGUAAAGGCUGGUGCUUCUAUUGUUGGGGUCAAUUGCCACUUUGAUCCAGAUACUUGCCUGCAAACUGUGAAACUGAUGAAAGAGGGCUUGCAGGCUGCGAAACUGAAAGCUCAUCUGAUGUCCCAACCACUUGCUUUCCAUACACCUGAUUGUGGAAAACAGGGUUUUAUCGAUCUUCCAGAGUUUCCUUUUGGUCUGGAGCCAAGAAUUGUAACCAGAUGGGAUAUUCAAAAAUAUGCAAGGAAGGCCUAUGACUUAGGAAUUCGUUACAUUGGAGGUUGCUGUGGAUUUGAGCCAUAUCAUGUCCGAGCAAUAGCUGAGGAGCUAGGUCCUGAAAGAGGAUUUUUGCCAGAAGCUUCUGAGAAACAUGGUAGCUGGGGUGAUAGCCUGAGCAUGCAUACCAAACCCUGGGUCAGAGCAAGGGCAAGAAAAGAAUACUGGGAGAAUCUGAAGCCUGCUUCAGGCAGGCCAUAUUGUCCUUCAAUGUCAAAGCCAGAUGGCUGGGGAGUGACCAAAGGAACCAGGGAGCUGAUGCAACAGAAAGAAGCAACAAGUGAACAACAGCUAAAGGAGCUCUUCCAGAAACAGAAGUUCUAACCCACUGCAGUUGCAUAAAUGUUAGUGAUUUAACUACAAAUUGCCUCAUGCUUCACAAGAAAAUCUAUGAAGAUAUGAACCCUGUUGAUUGAUCAGAUAACUUGUAAUGAAAGAGAAAAAAACGCAGAAAGAAUGUGAUUACAGAUUAAAUAUAUCCAACUUUCAUAAUAAAACCUUUCUCUGGACAAA